UUUCUUUUCCCUUCUGGAGUCCAUCGAAGUGAGACCCUAGUGAUGUCAUUGAUGGGUUUCCUUAAGACAUGCCCAAUCCAUCUCCAGCGGUAUUUCAUAAGUAUGGUGCGCAUGUCUGAGGAUUUUGUUCUUGCAUGUAAAUUCUCAUUUGUGAUUUUUUCAGGCCAAAAUAUCUUACAGAUCUUUCGGAGACAUCCAUUGUGGAAGCUUGAUAGUUUGUUAAUGUCUUUCUCCGUCAUCCUCCAACAUUCCGCUCCGUACAACAGAACUGACAGGACACAGCUGUUGUAUAACCUCAUCUUGGUGUUCUUGCUUAUGCUGUUUGACUUCCAGAUGUUCCUAAGAUUGAUAAAGGCACCUCUUGCUUUUCCUAAUCUUGCCUUGAUGUCUUCUUCCGCACCACCAUCUGUUGUAACAAUGCUACCCAGAAGAACCUUCCAAAAUGCCCAGACUCGCGGUCUCUUUCGUGUUUUUUCUGGGACUAUGUCAACUUUGCGUCAGAGGAAGUCACGGCAGGACUGUCUUUGCCUUCAGAGAUUUUGGUUCCAGCAGAGAUAGGAGGUUAUGGAUACUUCCACCACCACCACAAGAUGACAAUAUUGUACAAGGGGACAUUUUACUGGUGCCAUUGGUUCCUUUUCAAGAACAUACGAAUUCUCGACAAAAUUCCCGGCCACGACGGAGAGCAGUUUCAGACUUUCAGAACCCUUUUCAUUUUCUCCAGGAGUUUGUACGACCAACGACAGGGCGAUUUGAACAAUUGUAAUAAUCAUUCGAUAUGAAAUCCAUCUUACUGCUUUGACCGAAACAGUCAAUUGAACCACAGGAUUUCACAUCAAAAUUGUUCUUGUUUAUUGUUCACAUGGGAGGGAAAUUAAAUUAAUG
Ostrea edulis (European flat oyster) is the source of this 885-nucleotide messenger RNA. RefSeq lists its product as uncharacterized. NCBI's taxonomy places the organism in Eukaryota, Metazoa, Mollusca, Bivalvia, Ostreida, Ostreidae. The transcript has 3 exons. The coding region runs from base 43 to 558 and encodes 171 amino acids. The record is from RefSeq and is a predicted model, not a curated record.